GUAGACACAAAGAGCAAAACCAGCAUAAGUAAGCCUCUAGUUUAACCCUUCCAAUGUUCCAAACUCCAACAAAACAGCCAAAACGCAUCAAAUCCAUGGGCCAUCCCAAGUACCAAAAAAAAAUUAAGACACAAAUUUCAACAUCCACAUCAACCUCACUCACCCCUCUAUAAAUAUUUUCCCUUCCCCUUCACAACAUUCAUCAAUUCCUCAAACGCACAUCACAGAUCACAGAUUAAGAAGAGAACAUCAUCAUCACAAAGACACAACAUGGAGGCAGUUCAGUCAUGGGUUUCAAAGAACAAGCUCACCAGCAUUGGGGCACUCUGGGCAUCUGGAAUCGGAACAUCACUCGUGGCUUAUUCAUGCAAAAAGUCUCCAAUGAAGCCAAGUCUGAGGCUUAUCCAUGCUAGAAUGCAUGCUCAGGCGCUAACUUUAGCAGUGCUGUCUGGUGCAGCUGCUUAUCAUUAUUAUGAGAAACGUUCUGUUGAGCCAAAACCAGUGGCGGAUAAUAUUCCUGCUCCCAGUCCCAAUGUCACCCAGAUGCUUGAAUAUGAACUCCACACUCCUUUCUAAAUUACAAAUUAAACUAUAGGGGUCUUGUUAUUAAUAUUAAGACGAUCGAUCAUGAUCCUAUCAUCAAGUUAUCGCUUUUUAAUUCUGUUGUGUAUUUUGAUGAAUGAUCUGACCUCAGAACUAAUAUUGUCGUGCAAUGAAGCAUUUCUAUGAUCUGAGGGAUCCCAAGACUAUCUAAAUUUUCUGAUGUACAUAUUCAACUUUUAUGACAAGUUUCAGGUUGAAUUAAAAUUUA
Molecule: messenger RNA, 811 nt
Organism: Cajanus cajan (pigeon pea)
Lineage: Eukaryota; Viridiplantae; Streptophyta; Magnoliopsida; Fabales; Fabaceae
Biological process (GO): mitochondrial respiratory chain complex IV assembly
Cellular component (GO): respiratory chain complex
Source: RefSeq, a predicted model, not a curated record